AGCCGGAAGCUUGAUCAACCUUGGAAACUUGCAUUUUUUUCCCCCUAGAGCAAAGAAGCGGAAGAAAUAAAGGACCAUGUCGUUGGAAGAGAAAUAUAUAGCAGUUAUGGAGGAGGAGGAAGAGGAGAAGGAGGAAGAGGAAGACAUCCAGGAGGCAGCAGCCUUGGUUGUUAGCGGGGUGAUUAAAGAUGCCGUGGACAGAAUUAAAGCCCUGAAGAAGGAAGAGGCAGGCGCCAAAUACAAAAUACCAAAUAUUGCUUGGAUGAGGUGCAAGGAUUUCUCCAUCGGAAGAGGCCUGUUGCAGAUUGAGGACUAUAUGAAGACAUGGGAACUUUAUGAAAGUUGGCUACACUGGAGCAAUUAUCUCAACAACGAGGAACUCCGGUAUAGCACCAGGUAUUAUUACCGAGUCCGUUGGAGCAUCCCGACAUGCAGGAAGCCCAUCCCUCGAGCAACAGCGUGUGUCUAUUUUGCCAUUGAGAUUUCCAAAAUCAAGCCCAGAACGCUGCCAAUUGACGUGUUCUUUGUGGUGGAAACCAAUAAGCUCAUUCACAGGCCGGGAAAAACUCGCUUUAAGGAAAAGUGGCUCAAGGAUGUCAUUGAAAGUAAGAUCGUCAUGAUGGAGACUGUGGAUUUUUAGUUCUGCUGGAAUGGCUAGAAAUUAAAAUCUCUUUAAGACACCCCGUUUUUGUUUUUUGGGUAAUAAAAUCCACGGCUUGCUGUAAUCAGACCCUUGUUUUGAU
Molecule: messenger RNA, 743 nt
Organism: Protobothrops mucrosquamatus (brown spotted pit viper)
Lineage: Eukaryota; Metazoa; Chordata; Lepidosauria; Squamata; Viperidae
Gene: AKAP14
Product: A-kinase anchoring protein 14
Exons: 6
Coding region: 77-640 (187 amino acids)
Cellular component (GO): cAMP-dependent protein kinase complex
Molecular function (GO): protein kinase A regulatory subunit binding
Source: RefSeq, a predicted model, not a curated record